Messenger RNA from Scatophagus argus, 4670 nucleotides. RefSeq names its product sprouty homolog 4 (Drosophila) (gene spry4). Bases 313 to 1455 code for a protein of 380 amino acids. Gene Ontology annotation, biological process: negative regulation of fibroblast growth factor receptor signaling pathway; negative regulation of MAP kinase activity; animal organ development. The record is from RefSeq and is a predicted model, not a curated record. Lineage: Eukaryota; Metazoa; Chordata; Actinopteri; Scatophagidae. The transcript is spliced from 2 exons. Gene Ontology annotation, cellular component: membrane; cytosol.
ACUUCCCUCCCCCUCGGUGGUUGCAACAUCAUAUCCAAAGCUCUGCGUCCACAACCGCAGUCGCCUUUUACGCACCAGCGAGUGGAGAAUAGUGCAGGAGACCAGCUCUCCUUUUGCCUGCUUUGCUCAUAUAUAUCCUAACUCUUGGACUUAACGUUUACUCAAGAUUUGUGGAGCUACUUACUUGCUCGGACUGGACUAUAUCCUGCGCGCAAUCGUCGUGCGCAAUGAAGAGAUGAGAAUUCUAUCCUGAAACUACAUACUGCUAAAUGCUGCUUUAAAAGUGAAGACGUGCGAGGCACAAGCCUACACAUGGAGUCCAGGGUUCCCCAUCACAUCCCCGGAGUGUCCUCCACCCUCAUAUCCCAGCCCCUGCUGGACAGUCAAGUGCCCUAUGGUCGUCUGCAGCACCCUCUCACCAUCUACCCCAUCGACCAGAUAAAGUCUUCGCAUGUGGAGAACGACUACAUUGACAGCCCCGCUGUUGUCUCCCAGCAGCCCCUGAGCCAGAAGUCUGUCAACCGAAGAAUCACCUGGCUUGGCCAGAAUCAGGAGGCCUUCCUGGGGGCAAACCACAACCAUCACCACAACCACCAACACCAGCAUCACCAGCAGGGCAGGUGCGAUCCCCACCCUCACCAGGACACCACCACCCACCCUUGGAUUUCCUUCAGUGGGAGGCCCAGUUCUAUCAGCAGCAGCAGCAGCACCUCGUCUGAUCAGAGGCUGCUGGACCAUGCUGCGCCUACCCCAACAGCGGACAACCACCCAAGCAUGCACCUCCCCCAGGGUCCUGUCAACACAAUCACCACCCGAUCUACAGGCUCCUUCACCUCUGAAUCGAAAAUCCUCACCUCCUCUUCCUCUGCUUCCUCCUGUUCCUCUUCUAAAACUCUGGAUCUCAAAUCUGCAAAGAUGCCAGCAGUAGGUGUGUGCACCACUGGAGGUCCACAGGGGUUGGCGCUGAUCCCCUCCUCCCCAGCUGAGAAGAAGCACCUCCUUCUCUGUGAGCACUGCGGGAAGUGCAGAUGCACAGAGUGUACACUCCCGCGAACCCUACCCUCUUGCUGGGUCUGCAACCAGGAGUGCCUGUGCUCUGCUCAGAGCCUGGUGGAUACAGCCACCUGCAUGUGCCUGGUCAAAGGGAUCUUCUACCACUGCACCGAGGAUGAGGAUGAUGAGGGCUCUUGUGCUGACAAGCCCUGCUCGUGCUCCCAGGCCAACUGCUGUGCGCGCUGGUCCUUCAUGGCUGCCCUUUCCAUUGUCCUGCCUUGCCUGGUCUGCUAUCUGCCAGCUACAGGCCUGGCCAAACUGGGACAGAAGUGUUACGACAAUGUAAGCAGGCCCGGCUGCCGCUGCAAGAACUCACAGGGUGGACUGAGUGCCCCAGCAUGUAAAAAUGGAGGCGUGGAAGCAAAAGUUGGGACGCUAGAGAAGCAGCAGCAGGGGUCAUGAUACUGGACCAAACUGGCUGGCAGUAGCCUUGCUUAAAAUGGACAGGACCACACAGUACUUGCUUGCUCUCUAUGGAUAGGACAAUCCAACACCGACCCCUUAAACUACCCCAUAAAUCUGCUGGAAUACGACUUAUGUAAAACAAAGGUACUUAAAUGGCUUCUUGACCUAUGUUUGUUAGAGUGGAUGAUCAAAAGAGGCCUGAUCGGAGAUAAUUGGCUGGCUAGCUAACAGCCCCUCUGAGAUGUUAUUUUUCUUUGUAAGGGUGCCACAAGAAGAGACUAGAUUGUGGGACUGGUGUUUGUAUCGUUUUGCAAAGAUGGCCGAAGGCACAAAGUUAUUGUACCUCUCUGCUGCUCUCUAUUUCACACCUAAUUAUGUAACCGACCAGAAGCUGGUUGCUGAUCCAUGGAGAUAAAUAUCUGUACGCCCCCCAUCCCCCCACCCCCAAAAGCACAGCCCAGUGUCCCUCUGUCUGAACAAACAUGAAAACAAGUGAUUACCUAUACUGUGGCUUCAUAAUAGGCAACUGUAAGAGUGAAACCACCACUUACUCACUUACUCUCUCUACUAUUAUGAUGAUCACCAUCUUUUAGUGUCACCAUUUUUCCUCUUUUAGCUUAAAGAUGCUACCCUGGUAAUGCUAACAUUUUAUCUCUACGUUCAUAGAGAUAAUAAGAGGGAUAAUCACUUUACAAGGUGUUUCCUAUUUUUUUGUGGGAGGGUGGGGGGGGUGAAGCUAAAUUCUAAAAGAUUUUGAAUGCUGUCCACCAAUCACAUCUGAGGUAAUGCAUGCCAUGACCUGCAUGCUCUAGUCUAAUGGUCACCCAUCGUGCUAGAAGUCAAAGUGUCGUAGAGAAAUGUGUUAAAAGAAAUACCCCCAACCUUCUCAGGGACUGUUACAGUAAUCCUCUCUCGAACUUGGUCUACAGCAUGUUAAUUUAUAAAACUGCCUAAGAGCCUGGUCUACUUCCUCUUUGCACAAGAAGGCAAAGAAACAUUUUAGGGGCGAAAAAGGCAAUAGUGAAUAAUUUAAAACCCAAGUAAGCUAAGUGAGAGACAAACUGGCCAGAAAAUAAUGUGUCCAGAGGAGAGGGGAUGCAAGUGAUAAAAGAGCAAAGAUGGGUAGAGAAGGCAUAGCUAAGUUGCUGUUGUGUUUGUAUCGAGUCAGCCUUUAUCAAAAUCAAACCUGCCACUUGCACAACCUUUUAAGGAAUAAGCAAACCCCUUAAAGGAUGUACUAAAGCACAGUAUUAACCACCUCAGCUAGCUCACAUUAAAUUUGUGUGCACUACAUUUACCACACAGCCUAGAACACCCCCACCCCCCACACACAGUGUCUUCAUUAAAUUCUAAUCAUUAUGCUGCAUAAUUGCAUUAAUCAGACACUCUGUCUUUAAUUCUUAAAAUCUAUUUUUUGUGGCCUGCAUGACUUUCUUAGGAUUUUGCCAAAGGAAGCUAGCAUACAGUAGCUUGUUUUUCACUGUCUGAGUGAUCACAGUUGUUACGCACUCUUGCCAAAUGGAGUCAAUGGCAGUUGGUUCUUAAAGGCAUGCUGCCCUUUAAUACAGAUGGCCUUUUCUGUUUGGCAUCAAGGCAUGCUGUCUUCGUUGCUCAACACACACACACAUACACACAUCUCGUUCAUGUCAGACCCCUGACCUCCAUUAGGGUGCCUAACUUUGCUCAUACCUGUAUUUGUUUUGUUGCACAAAACUGAAAUCACACAGGAAAAAUGGCAAGAAAAAAAAACACACACACUGUCCUUAGUCUUGAAUGUAUGAGGCAAUAUUUUCAAAACCUAGCAAUUCAGUCUGAGAGAAAGGUGCCAAAACUGGAGAAUGAUUAUGUGACUGGGCAAAAGCCCGGUAUCUGUAGGUGGGUGACAAAAAUCACAAAUGUUUUGACAAUAUAUUUAGUAAUAGAGCUAUGCAGGUGAAAUGUUAUUUGCUGUAAAUAGUUUCACAACAUUUGUGUUCUUUAGAAGAGACUUUUAAAUGUCCUUGAAAGAUUGCAUGGUACAAUAUAACUACAAUUCAGUACAAAAUAUAUAGAGAAUAUAUUAGAUAUAUAUUUUGAAGGUAAGAUGGUAUUGAGGUUGUGAGAAAAAGAAAAGAGGGAGGGCGGCGAGAGGAAGGUUCGGGAAGGGGUAACAAAAAAAUGACAGGUCUGUCUAUCGCUAGCAUUUGAUUUCGAAAAGUGUGCCGGGCAAUAAAAACAAAAAAGCUGUUUAUGCUAUCCAUGCUCAUUAGCAGUCAAGAGGCUAAGCUAAUUCCCCGAUUCCUCUCCGAGUCGUAAAGACUGUGGACUCAUUGAAUCCACACAGAGAACACAGUCUCCCCCUAUCCGGAUCAACCCAUUUCCUGCUGUUACUGCUUAGUGUCUGUUAGCUCUCUCCCCUCUUUUUCCCAUUCUUUCUUUUUUUUUUCCUUCCUCUCUUCCCUCCUUCCUCCCUGAGAAAUUGUCCAACAAACACCCCUGGCCUUGAUUGACAAACACAGCUGCUGUGCAUAAACUUGUCAUACCACAGAGACGGGAGAGAAAGACAAGUCUGUUUCUCCCUCUCUACCCUUUCUAACUACCCCCCCACCCCCCAACCUCUCCUCACCAGCUUUGUUUUUCUCUCAACUUGUGUUAUGUGCCAUCUUUUUAACCAGCGGACCUCUUUUUUUCAGCAGUCGCUGCCUUUCUUUUCUUUUGCCGCUCAGUUCUGUCGCCGCAAGCGUAACGUUCUUCAGUUUACAUUAGCUUUUUACUUUAUCUGUGCUCUCUUAGCCUGUUCAAGGUGUGGAAUAAUCGCCAACAACUACAAGUCAACAUUUAAAAACCUUUUUUUUUCUUUUUUCCCCCUUUGCUAGGAAACUGACUUUUCACACUCAUACGCCUUUGUGUCGCUCUUAUGCGGGCACUGAUUUGUUUUAUUUACAACCCAAACAAGACAGGAAGUCUGAUCCAGCUGGGUGAUGCUACUCCAUUCCUUUAUGCCUUUGCAUUGUCAGUGUUGGGGAUUAAGAAUGAGAUCUGUGCUUUUGUUUUGUUUAGAUAUAACAAAAAGAAAAAAAAUCUCUCAUAUAAAAUGUUCCCUUUAUAGAUAUAUUUAUUUUGAAGUUCUAUUUUAUAUAGUAUUUAUUUAGAUGCCAACUUUUUGUUUGUGAAGAAAGCUUAUGUCGAAAUGGAAUGUACAUUGACAAUGGAAAUAUAUAUUGUUAAAUAUA